Molecule: messenger RNA, 1182 nt
Organism: Drosophila elegans
Lineage: Eukaryota; Metazoa; Arthropoda; Insecta; Diptera; Drosophilidae
Gene: Gr59c
Product: putative gustatory receptor 59c
Exons: 2
Coding region: 1-1182 (393 amino acids)
Biological process (GO): sensory perception of taste
Cellular component (GO): membrane
Source: RefSeq, a predicted model, not a curated record
AUGGUUAAUGCGGUGCAGGCGAUUCUGCGCUUAGCGUAUUGUUAUGGUCUUGCGGUUGGAGUAAUGAACUUCGAAGUGGAUUGGCCGACCGGAAAAGCUAUAGCCACUCGACGAGUCACGAUAUUCUCAGCGGUGCAUAAUAUAGGUCUAAUCACGCUGCUUAGUGUGCUCGGCCUUAGCAAUAACAACUGGAAAUCGACUUUGGAUAACGCUCGGCUUUUGCAUGAGUACUUUUUCCUGCUAAUGACGGUGGUGCGGAAUUUGGCCGUGAUGCUAUCUAUGAUCACCCGAUGGAUCCAGCGUUCCAAAAUCCUCAGGCUGUGGAAUCAAAUAAUUGAAUUAGUUCGGGAAAGACCCUCGGUGGUUCUUCGCUAUCGUCGGCAUAUUAUUAUAAAAUUUGUAUUCUGUGUUCUUUCUGACUCCAUGCACAUGAUUUUGGACAUAAGUGCUCAACGUAAAAAUCUCACUUUCGGCUUGUGUGUAAGCCUACUUGUGGGAGCCCUCUUUACCACCAUAUUCAACAUGAUCGUGGUUCAGUAUUAUAUCGCCAUACUGCAAAUUCUUGGGCUCUAUAAUAUUCUUGAAGAAGAUUUACGGCACUUAAUUGGUGAAGCUGAAACUAUUUGUCUUACUCGCAAACGUGGCGGAGGAGUUUUCGCAACAAAAUGUUGCUUCUUAGCAGAUCAACUAGAUCAGUUAGCCGAAAGACAUUCUAAAUUGAAGGACACACUUGGCGAAAUGUCGGAGAUUUUCCAAAUACAGAGCUUAAGCAUGAGCAUGGUUUACUAUCUUUCCUCGGUGGGCUCCAUAUACUUCACUUUCUGUUCGAUUUUGUACAACACAACAGGAUUUGGUUCCACAUAUUGGGGACUUCUGCUCAUUGCUUUGUCGACAAUAUUCUUUUACGCGGAUAAUUGGAUAACGCUAAAUAUUGGAUUUGAUAUUUGCGAUCAGGAAAAUGAGGUAACCAGGGUUUUGGCAGAGCGAACUUUAUUCAGCCAGGAAUUGGAUACAAGACUAGAGACAGCCUUUGAGAACUUCCAAUUGCAGUUGGCCCGCGAUCCCUACGAAUUCUAUGUUUUGGGACUCUUUAAAGUGGAACGCAGUCAAUUAAUGGCCAUGGCCAACUCAAUUUUAAUUCAUUCUAUUAUGCUGGUUCAAUCGGAGCUAAAGAAUAACUGA